Molecule: messenger RNA, 6584 nt
Organism: Pocillopora meandrina
Lineage: Eukaryota; Metazoa; Cnidaria; Anthozoa; Scleractinia; Pocilloporidae
Source: the annotation of a GenBank genome assembly
CGUCGGUAAACAUACAAGAUGGCGGCAAGCUCAUCUUCAGAAGAAUCGCUCGCCUCGCUCUGUAGGGAAGCGGAGCAAUUGAAAGUGAAGAUAGAUGAAGAGAAGCAGAAGGUUAACGAUCUUCAACGUAAGUUGUUAUUUAUCAAUCGAGAGGGUAGGGUCGGUAUCUGUCACCUGCUUAGAUGUGAAAAUGAACAGCGCUCACUGGCUUUCGAAACUAGAGUUGAUCUUUUGCAUCAGCUGUUGUCUCGGAACGUGACUUUAGAUUGUGCUUGCGAUGAGCUCUCCCUGGUUAUAAUACUGCGAUUACUAUUCCUUAUGAUUCUGUGAUUUAAUGAUUAGUCACGCUUUCAAGCGUGUUACAUGCACCUACUGCAAAAGUUUUGUUACGAAUCUUUCGUUUAAUUUGUCUUGAGCAGGUCUGAUUUAUACGAGACCUCUAUUAGACGAGAGUUAUGCAAUAUCGUGCCCUAAGAUAUAUUGUUUCUCCUUGUUCAUUAAAAUCGUUUUAAAUUUAUUUCAACUUAUAACGCGUUAUUUUGAUUUAUAUAAGAUAGCAAAAAAUGUUUGGCGAAAAGAUCAACUUAACAAAUAGAUUUCAUGUUAUUGUGCAUCAGGUGCGUAAUAGAUCACAGAUGACGUCAAAAUGUGGUAAGAACAAAAAAAGGGGCACACGGAGCGUAGCCUAGUGUGUUCCUUAGGCCCAAGUUGUUUCCUUUUUUCCCAUUCAUAUCUGACUUAGAGGUCUUUUGAUUUCAGUAAAAGAUGUUGCUCAGAGAGUGGACAACCUUCUCCACUCACCUCUCAAAGUUCGCAGAAUUCUGAAGGGUCAUCAAGGGAAGGUGCUCUGUUUAGAUUGGGCACAGGACAGACGUCACCUUGUCAGCAGCUCACAGGUUGAAUGAUUUGAAUUACAUUUGAUAUCUCUUACUGUCUCUCUUGCUUUAAUCAGUUGAGUGAAUGAUUGUGGACACUGCAGCUAGUUACAGAACAAUGGCACAAUCAGUUAGUCUCAAUGUAUGAUAAGUCCAAACAAUGGUGUAGAAGGAGACUAAUGAUCUGUGGAACACUUCACUCUCUUUGCUACCUUAAGGUUUGGUCCUCACUACCCCCUCCUCCAUCUCCCCUUGUCCACCCCAAACACAGUGCAGUAUUUUGUUUUCUUACCUUGUGGCUAGAUAUUGAUAUUUCAUUUUUGUGGUGGAACAGUGAUCGACUUGUUUAGAGUUGAUAGUCCUUGUACUUUUAUCCUGUUCUUGAGUAUUUUAUUUUCUUUCUUUUCCUAGGAUGGAAAAGUGAUCGUCUGGGAUGGAUUUACAACUCACAAGGUAUAUAAUUAUUUAUUCUAACAAAUAAAGCACUGACUGGUCAGUCUUGUCCUCUCAUAAGGACAAGACUGAUACAAGCAAAAGGAAUACCUCUUUUGUUCUCCAAGCCCUGUUUUUAAGCUGGAUUGUGGUGUCUCAAAAUAGCUUGUUGUGUAUGAAAGUACUUGUUUUCUAGUUCAGAAUCAAAAUAUAUUACCCUUAACCUUUUGGUAUUUUUUUUCUCUAACAGGAACAUGCUAUUUCCAUGCCAACAACAUGGGUCAUGGCUUGUGCUUAUUCACCGACAGGAACCAUGGUUGCUUGUGGGUAAGUUAAGCUGUAAUUUUGAUGGAAAGUCGUAUAGAGAAGUAGUUCCUCUUUGUCAACCAAUUCAAUGCAAAACUUACUCCUGUCAGAACUAGCUAGGUCAUUCAAUAAGGUGAUCUCCCAACUCUCAAUAACUCUGCAGUCCAACAUCAGCAUUUAUAUUCUCUUUACUAUUCUCCAUAUCUUUCCCUUGGUACUGGUAAAGAGAAUUUGUCCAACAAUCAAAGCUUCUGAAGUUUAUUCUCAUGAUCUUAAUGAAUGAUUACAGUAUUAUUGCAAGAAGAAAUUAGAUUCAUGUCACUCUAAGGAUUUAAAAGAUUAAGAGUUGUCCACUCUGAAGUUGCACAUUACUCAUUAUAUCAUUGUGUCUUUGAGUAUGCAAAGUGGGCUUGUUUAUUUGAGUUCUUUUUCAUAUGCUUUACUUUUUUUUCGGGUGGAAGAAUAAUCUUUGUCCUCCCAAGAUGUUCAGUCAACAAUCCAUGUGUAUUAGUCUUGGUAACGAUAAGUGGAAUUAGGACAAAUCUUUCAGUUCAAACAUGAUAUGAGAUUAUUACUUUUCCUCCUAGGGGACUUGACAACAAGUGUUCUCUGUUUAAAUUGAGCUUUGAUGAUGAUGCUGCCACUAAGAAACAAACUGUUGCUAUGCACACCAGCUACAUGGCUUGCUGUACAUUCACAAACUCAGACCAACAGGUAAAUAUAGUACAGUAAUAACAGUAUUUUUAAUAGUAAUCAGCAUGAAGCAAGAGACAUGAUGGCCUUAUCAUUAGUGCACAGGAAUUCUGAUCAGAGGGUUACUAAUUGAUCCGAUACCAAAUUCUCCAAAUAACAUAAUGAGAAUCAUUUGCAGACAGUAAGGAGAAUUACUAAUGAGAUCUUGGGAGUUAAAGGGUUAACAAGCUUGGUUUUCCAUGGUUAUGUUUCGUAGAUAUUGACUGGCAGUGGAGACACAACCUGUGCCUUAUGGGAUGUUGAGUCAGGACAGCUGUUGCAAAGUUUUCAUGGUCAUUCGUCCGAUGUGAUGAGGUGGGGAGGGGCAUCUUCCUAUUGCUAAGUCUAUGUAUCCCAAAUUUUCUGAUAUCUUGAACCUAGACAGCUUCUCAAGACAUGUUACACCCUAUCAUUACUAUUUAUUUUUUCCACAUAGUUCUCUCUACAUUUGCAAUGGCACUGACAAGGAGAAUUUGUUUGACAAUCCAGAGUUUCUUGAAUUGAUGAUCAUUUCCUUAAUUCUUAUGUCCUUGAUGUUUAAUUCAAGGAUGAUACUGUAAGGAGAAGUUAGAAGCCAGUCACUCCUUGGAGUUGAAUGGAAAUUAGAACUUAAAAAGUUAGGAAUUAGAAAUUUGAAGCCAGUCACUCUGGGGAGUUCAACAGUUAAGUCAGUCUGUAGAAACCUAUCCCCCUCCUAGCCCCAGUCCGCACAGCUAUCUAUAAGUUUGACUUUCAUGCAGAUCAUUCAAAUAAAAAAGGUGUGAGCUUGAGUUAAAAGGUAAUUGCAAGUACUUCCUUAUGCCAGCUGUAUUUCAAAAUUGUCAGGUAGAUUGUUCUUUCAUCGAGUAUUCCAUGUUUCUUAUGUUAUUAGUAUUACCUAUGUUAUACAUAUUUCUUGUUAUUUGUAUUUCUUAUGUUAUUUCCAAUUUUGUAGUUAGCCAUUCUGUUCAUGAUGUAUCAUGUUCGUAAUACUUUACUUUGAAACCACUGGCAAUGGCAUGUAAAUAAAAGAGUUCAGUUGAGUCAUCAGGAAAUUAAACUUCUCUUAAAUUUAUUGCUGGUACAUUGGUUACACAGUCUAUCUGUGAGUCUGUCAUUGUCCCUGGAUGUCUCAAACCUGUGGUAUCUAGUAUAUUUGCUAUUCCAUAACAACUAAUGAAAGAAAAACAAUUAUUUAAGGUACUUUCCAAUUAAUUAUUUACAGCAUUGAUCUUGCACCUUCAGAGGGAAGGAAUAUAUUUGUUUCUGGUGUAAGUAACUUCAUUCAAUCUUUUACAGAAACUAGAGGAAGUGUUGUUUUUUUUUUUUAAAGAAUCAGGAUGUUUGAAUAUAGAAUCAUUGUACAUCAUGUAACAUUAUGUUACCUUUUGUUACUUUACACAUUCUAUAAAUUAAUUAUCUUAACAUGAAGUUUGUUUAAAUGGUUAAAAUUUUCUCUAUUGUUUUUAAUCAUUUAAUACAAAUAUUUCGCCAAAUAGGGAUGUGAUAAAACUGCUCUUGUUUGGGACAUAAGGACUGGACGUUCUGUGAACUCAUUUCAAACACAUGAAUCUGACAUCAAUGGAGUAAGGUACAGUAGACUACUGUUCAUUGGGGUAUUACAUACCUUGUUUUACUUUGCCUAAUGAUUUAUAACAAAGUUUGUGCACACUCAAGUGGGUUGCAAAGCCAGACUGGUUCUCUAUCAUUGUUCCCCAUUGCCAAACCAACUGCCAGAGAUCUAACUAGGAUUGCCAGUCAGCACUUAACAGAAAAAUCUUGUAAUUCAUUUGUAAACUGGCCUCUUUGUUUUGUUCUUGUUAGGUUUUACCCCAGUGGUGAAGCAUUUGGCACUGCUUCAGAUGAUGCAACAGUGAGUAGUGCUGCCAGAACUUUGUUACAUUUCCUUACAGAUAAUUGACUACUAAUAUCAUACUCUGAUUAUUGAUUUGAUGCUUGGUGAUGGUUCUGUAAGGCCUGGUAGAUGUUAAUGACUGGUUUAAAUAAUUAUGUGGCCUUUUUUCUCUGCAGUGUCGUUUGUAUGAUUUAAGGGCAGAUCAUGAGUUAGCAGUGUUUUCUAAAGAACACAUUAUUUUUGGAGCAGCUGCUUUAGAUUUCUCAUUAAGUGGUGAGUUCUCAGACUGGAAAUAUUAAAUGUUUUUUUUUUUAAUCAGCUAAGGUCUAACCUAAACUUUAGGGCCAAAAGGUGGGUUCUCAACCAAGGAGCAUUAUUGUUUACUAAUGGACUGUUGGGGAAACCUGAUCAAAAGCUCCAAUGUAGAUGGAAGAAAGAAAAAGGAUAGAACUAGGGUGGUGAGGGAUAAACUAGAUGGAAAUGGAAAUUGAAUGAAAUACAUUGAAAUAAUCAUAUGACUGUUCAUGUGCAAAUUUAUGAUUGAAACGUGUUUACUUGUUUUGUUAUUCAUUGUAGGAAGAUUAUUGUUCACUGGGUAUCAUGAUUACACCAUGAAUGUCUGGGAUACUCUCAAGGUAAGAUGACUGUAUUAUGGUAAUGUGUACUUCAUAUAAUGGAAGUUAAGAUACUAUCGACAUUGAAUGAUAUACCUCAAAAGGAUAAAGGGCAAAGUUCAAUUUUUAUCCAUAACAGGCUGAGCAGCUGUCAGUGUAUUAUGCCCAUGACAACCGCAUCACUUGUCUAGAAGUAUCCCCAGAUGGGACAGCAGUUGGCACAGGAAGCUGGGACAACACACUGAGAGUAAGUUGGGGGUAAAUCUCUCCAGAACCUCAAUCAGUAGAAAAUUGGGUUGACAUGUUGAAACUACUUCUGAGGAAGUAUUAGGACAUGUAGUUUAGAGUGAACCCUAGUUUCUCACAAUACUCUCUUGUCCCCAUUCGGUGAUGUACACUCACAGAAAGUGAAGUGCAAAGUUGUAGUAAUGGAGAGGCAGUGAAAUGAGGGGUGUAAGAGAUUUGCUUAUUGGUUCACCAUUCUCAGUGUUUUUUCCCUGUUACUUGACUGUGGCACAAUUAUAUUGUUAGCAUAGUUCAGUUUUAUUCAACACUCAGUUGAGUGUUUUUUAUUCAAAUGGCUAAUGUGUGAGUGAUUUUGUCACAGAUUGUGGUAUAUGCAACUGUGUUGCAACAGAGUGUUUCUUCCCUGGUACUUGACUGAGGCACAAGUAUAUUGUUAGCAUGGUUCAGUUUUAUUCUUUUACACAGUGCACUAUAUUUUACCUAAAUUUCGAAACAUGAAAGGAAAGACAGAAGCAGCUUUGUGGUUAAAAAACUGAUGAACCCCUUAGGUCAAAAAUGAGACUCUCUUGAAAAUUUGUACAAAAGAAAUUAUUUAUCUUUGCUAGUUAUUGACAGGAAUCUCCGAAAAAAAUUAAAGAGCAGAUUAAAAACUAGGCUGCUUCUCUGAUUGCUCUCAACCAGUUCUCUUGUUGUUUUUUUUUAGGUUUGGGCUUGAUAAACCAGUGUUAUAUGAUUGUGCAGCCAUCCUCCAUCCAUCAUAAUAAGAGUACACAGAUUUUAUUCAUGGUUUGAUGUAUAUUGCUGUUACUGAGCUGUUUGGCUUGUGAACCUUGGAAACUUCAAACCUGAUUUUAGUUUUGAGCAUCUACAUCACAGGUUUUGCAUCAAAACAUUGUUAGACUAAGUAUUAAUAUGUUAAGUGAAUCGCUUUUUGUGCUUGUUACAAAAAUGCCAACUCAUUAAAAAAAAGGAAGGUAUAAGGGUGUAGCAAAGCUGCAUCCAAGAUCACUAUGGCUGCAGACUGCAAGGAGAUUCAGAGGCAUGUGCAAGCAGAAGAAUUUUAUUCACUGAAAAGCUGCUCACUUAUGUUCCUCAGCUUCCUUUACAGAACUGCAGAAAAAACCUAUUGCUCUUAAUCAAGCAAUUGUUGACUAUUUCUCUUAUUUACUUUGUCUGAAUACAAAUUUUAAGAUGUAUCAUGAGAAUUAUUUAAUGGAUUUUUAGGGUAAAAAUUUUCAUUUAGUAAUAUAUUUAAAAAUUGAAAUAUGAUUUUAAGGUUAAUUUGAAGCAAAUUAUCAAGAUUUGAUUGACUAGAAUUUUCUAACUAAAUGAAAUGUAAAUAAGAGAAUGGUAAGGAACAAUUUUUGUCCAUAUACUCAAGAGAGAGUUUGUGUAAUGUGCACAAUUUGACAGUGGAAAAUAAAUCGUUAUUUUUUAAGUUCUAUGUGUGGUGAAAUUAUCAGAGAGAUUUGAUUGACUAGAAUUUUCUAACUAAAUGAAAUGUAAAUAAGAGAAUGGUAAGGAACAAUUUUUGUCCAUAUACUC